GUAAACACGAGCCCAUACUUUUUUUGUUUAACGAUUUCGAAUACCAAUAAUAAUAUUAUACCGAUCGCUUUGCUUCUGUAGGCUGCAAAAUUAAAAAAUUGGAUUCCUGUUCAUCUCUCACCAGAUCAUAUAAAACCCUAGGGUUUGCUUUGAUCGUCUCGAUCCGUAUCUCUUCACUGUUAAGUGUGGUGCAAUCUGUUCUGUAGCAGCAUACAUUUGGAAGAUAUCUUUAUUGGAGAAACAGUAGUGCCAUAGUGUACUCUGAUUUUUAGUUGAUUACAGCAUCUGGUGGUCUCUCCUGUUUGUCGUAGAGGUUAUAGAAUGUGAAAGAAAGGAAGGGUGUUGGAGAAUGGAUGAUACAGACAUUGAAAUGUGGUUUCCUAGUUGGAAUAACAAGAACCCAACUGAGUCUCAUCUCUUUAUUAUUUCUUGCUUUCUUGCUGCUUUAGUUGGUAUCUCGACUAUUGCUUACACUGCUUUCCAAUGGAGAAGAAACAUUAAUCUAAGUUGGAUGAAAGCCAUAGCAAGGUCAAAGAAAAACCCUAAAGCAAGGCACAAGGUUCCUCUUGCUCCCCAUACUUGGGUUCUUGAAUCUGUUUCUCGAGGGAAGAACUUAACUUGCUGUGUUUGCUUAAACUCCCUGUCUCCUUCUCAAACGCUUGGCCCUAUGGUGUCGUCAGACAGUUUUGUUCACCAUUGUAGCAUUUGUGGUGCAGCAGCUCACCUUCAUUGUUCUUCAAGCGCACACAAGGAUUGCAAGGGUGUAUCCAUGGUUGGAUAUGAGCAUAUGAUGCACCAGUGGGCUGUUCGAUGGACAGAGAUAACAGAUCAACCUGAUGAAACUUCCUUUUGUAGUUACUGUGAAGAGCCGUGUAGUGGGUCUUUUCUUGGUGGAUCUCCGAUAUGGUGUUGCUUGUGGUGUCAACGACUUGUUCAUGUUGACUGUCACAGUAGCAUGUCUAAUGAAACUGGUGAUAUUUGUGAUUUAGGCCCAUUCAGAAGGCUGAUUUUAUCACCUCUAUAUGUUAAGGAAUUGAAUACAUCAGGUGGAUUUUUGAGUUCAAUCACACAUGGAGCAAAUGAGAUUGCAUCUUCAGUGCGUGCAAGCAUUAGAAGUCAGAGUAAGAAGUACAAACAUGUUAAUGAAUCGACUGUUGAUACAGGUAAUAGUGGUAGUACUUGUGACAUGUCUACAGAAAGCACAGCUGAUACCCAUCCUGCAUUAAAUGGAUCUCAUGCUCUCGAUGAAGGCUGUAAUGGUAGCUUGAAUGUGGGGAGCCCUCGCCAUGAUGGUGGCAUAGAUAAGUUAGAGUUAAAAACUAGCUUUAGAAGAAGUGGGUCGAUUAAUCAGAAGGAUGAAUCCCAGAUAUUAAGUAUGAAACAGAGGUAUGAAAUAACAGACUUGCCUCCUGAUGCAAGGCCCUUGUUAGUUUUCAUCAACAAGAAAAGUGGUGCUCAGCGUGGAGAUUCUCUCAGGCAACGCCUGAACUUUCUUCUGAAUCCUGUUCAGGUAUUUGAAUUGAGCUCAACACAUGGACCAGAGAUUGGCCUUUAUUUAUUCAAAAAGGUGCCUCACUUCAGAAUUCUUGUAUGUGGAGGGGAUGGUACUGUUUGCUGGGUUCUGAGUACCAUAGAGAAGCAAAAUUUUGUUUCUCCUCCACCAGUAGCUAUUCUUCCAGCUGGAACUGGAAAUGAUCUGGCUAGAGUACUAUCCUGGGGAGGUGGUUUGGGCUCAGUGGAGAGACAAGGAGGCCUUUGCACAUUGUUACACCACAUAGAACAUGCUGCAGUGACCAUCCUUGAUCGGUGGAAAGUAACAAUUGUAAAAAAUCAAGGAAAGCAACUUCAACCACCAAAAUAUAUGAACAACUAUUUAGGAGUUGGGUGUGAUGCAAAGGUUGCUUUGGAAAUUCACAAUCUACGAGAGGAGAAUCCUGAGAAGUUUUAUAACCAGUUCAUGAACAAAGUUCUGUAUGCAAGAGAGGGAGCUAAGAGUAUAAUGGAUAGAACAUUUGCUGACUUCCCAUGGCAAGUGAGAGUGGAAGUGGAUGGUGUGGAUAUAGAGGUCCCUGAGGACGCGGAGGGUGUACUAGUUGCCAACAUUGGAAGCUAUAUGGGUGGUGUAGACCUAUGGCAAAAUGAGGACGAAACUUAUGAUAACUUUGAUCCACAGUCUAUGCAUGAUAAGAUACUAGAGGUUGUGAGCAUAUCCGGGACGUGGCACCUUGGAAAGCUUCAGGUGGGGCUUUCUCGUGCUCGAAGGCUUGCACAGGGACAGUCAAUUAAGAUACAGCUCCUUGCAGCAUUGCCUGUACAAAUUGACGGGGAACCUUGGUUUCAGCAGCCAUGUACCUUACAUGUAUCUCAUCAUGGACAGGCUUUCAUGUUGAAGAGAGCAGCCGAGGAACCUCUUGGUCAUGCAGCUGCCAUAAUAACAGAUGUGCUUGAGAAUGCGGAAACAAACCAUGUGAUUAAUGCGUCCCAGAAGCGGGCUCUUCUGCAAGAAAUGGCACUUAGGCUGUCAUAAGGGAUGCAUCUCUAUUUACUUGCAUCCAUCGUGGUUUAGUUGCAGCCUUGGUUAAGGUUCCAAGUGUUCUAUAUCUUCAAAUAUGUCGUAUGUUUGUUGUUGAACUUGCCGCUUCUAGCUGAAGCAAGUCUGUAAAUGAACUUAGUUUAAAGUUGAUAGAUAGUGUAUGAUGCCCCAUGGGAAAAAAUUAAUAGAAAGGGGGAGUUUUUA
This is a messenger RNA of Populus nigra (black poplar), 2737 nucleotides long. RefSeq names its product diacylglycerol kinase 1. The transcript has 9 exons. The record is from RefSeq and is a predicted model, not a curated record. Gene Ontology annotation, molecular function: ATP-dependent diacylglycerol kinase activity. NCBI's taxonomy places the organism in Eukaryota, Viridiplantae, Streptophyta, Magnoliopsida, Malpighiales, Salicaceae. The coding region runs from base 350 to 2527 and encodes 725 amino acids.